AUGGUGGCCUUCAGGUUCCAUCAGUACCAGGUGGUGGGUCGUGCGCUGCCGACGCCCGGCGAUGAGCAGCCGAAGAUCUACCGCAUGAAGCUCUGGGCCACCAAUGAGGUCCGCGCCAAGAGCAAGUUCUGGUAUUUCCUGAGGAAGCUGAAGAAGGUGAAGAAGAGCAACGGCCAGAUGCUCGCCAUCAACGAGAUCUUUGAGAAGAACCCAACCACGAUCAAGAACUAUGGCAUUUGGCUGCGUUACCAGAGCAGGACUGGCUACCACAACAUGUACAAGGAGUACCGUGACACCACACUAAAUGGUGCCGUGGAGCAGAUGUACACUGAGAUGGCCUCUCGCCACCGUGUGAGAUCCCCCUGCAUUCAGAUCAUCAAGACCGCGACUGUCAACUUCAAGCUAUGCAAGAGAGACAACACCAAGCAGUUCCACAACUCCAAGAUCAAGUUCCCCCUUGUGUACCAAAAGGUCAGGCCACCAACCAGGAAGCUGAAGACCACCUACAAGGCAACGAGGCCGAACUUGUUCAUGUGA
Molecule: messenger RNA, 537 nt
Organism: Triticum turgidum subsp. durum (durum wheat)
Lineage: Eukaryota; Viridiplantae; Streptophyta; Magnoliopsida; Poales; Poaceae
Source: the annotation of a GenBank genome assembly